Molecule: messenger RNA, 1194 nt
Organism: Capsella rubella
Lineage: Eukaryota; Viridiplantae; Streptophyta; Magnoliopsida; Brassicales; Brassicaceae
Product: mitochondrial import inner membrane translocase subunit TIM17-2
Exons: 2
Coding region: 168-875 (235 amino acids)
Biological process (GO): protein import into mitochondrial matrix
Cellular component (GO): mitochondrial inner membrane; TIM23 mitochondrial import inner membrane translocase complex
Molecular function (GO): transmembrane protein transporter activity
Source: RefSeq, a predicted model, not a curated record
CCUUCACGCGCUGUGUCUUCUUUCUCUUCUCUCUCUCCGUCGCGCCUCCAUCAUUUUUUCGCUCUCUCUCAAAACUUCUCGUCGGCUCACCCGCCGAUUGAUUCCUCGUAGUCUCUCUCAGGGUUGAUACAAUCAUUGCCUGAGGCAUCUAUUGGUGGGCUAAAUUAAUGGGAACACCAGAGACAUCUAGAGAGCCUUGCCCUGACCGUAUCCUUGAUGAUCUCGGUGGUGCUUUUGGUAUGGGAGCUGUUGGAGGAGCUGCCUUUCAUUUCAUUAAAGGGACUUACAACUCUCCCAAAGGUAGUCGCUUUGUUGGAGGAGCACAAGCCGUCAGCAUGAAUGCUCCUCGUGUUGGAGGCAGUUUUGCUGUUUGGGGAGGUUUAUUCUCGACAUUUGAUUGCUCCAUGGUCUACUUAAGGCAGAAGGAGGAUCCGUGGAACUCUAUCAUUGCAGGUGCUGCUACUGGAGGGUUUCUGUCCAUGCGACAAGGGGUCGGCGCUGCUUCAAGAUCAGCUGCUUUUGGAGGGGUUUUGCUUGCUUUGAUUGAAGGAGCUGGGAUCAUGUUGAACAAGCUACUGGCUCAGCCUCAGAAUAUGAUGAUGGAGGAGCCUAUGCCUGGAAUGCAAGGAAUGCCCGGGAUGCAAGGAAUGCCCGGAAUGCAAGGAAUGCCUGGAAUGCAAAUGGGGCAGAUGCAGAAUCACUCUCAGACGAUGUCAGAGAGUCAAAACCAGAGUACAGCUUCGUCAUCAUCAUCAUCAUGGUUUGGAGGGCUUUUUGGUAAGAAAAAUGAGGAGGUGCAACCAGGCAGUGGAAGCAAAACAGAGGUGUUAGAGAGUUUUGAUGCUCCUCCGGUGCCAUCAUUUGAGUACAAGUAAGCUUGUAGACAUGUCUCUGUCAUUCAAUGGUUUGCAUGCUGCCUCAAUCAGUUCCAUUUCGUCGGUUUUCUUUUAUCUAUCCUUGUUAUCUGCAGAAUUUUUCUUGUUCAUGGAAGAAUUAGCAUACUCUGUCCUCUAUCCUUCCGAUUAUCAUUAUGUUUUAAUGAGCUUAUAUACUCAAUCUAGGAAUUUAUCGUUGUGAAACCAUAUUGUUGGUUCUUAAAUAAUGUAGUUUUAGAUUUUCACAAUAUGCCCCAGUGGGAAUGUGUUUUGACUUUUGAGUAAUGAAAAUGAAUCCCUUGUGUGAGGUUCAAUGGAA